Messenger RNA from Bombina bombina (fire-bellied toad), 981 nucleotides. Its product is annotated as olfactory receptor 1J4-like. NCBI's taxonomy places the organism in Eukaryota, Metazoa, Chordata, Amphibia, Anura, Bombinatoridae. Gene Ontology annotation, biological process: G protein-coupled receptor signaling pathway. The transcript is spliced from 2 exons. The coding region runs from base 1 to 981 and encodes 326 amino acids. The record is from RefSeq and is a predicted model, not a curated record. Gene Ontology annotation, molecular function: G protein-coupled receptor activity; olfactory receptor activity. Gene Ontology annotation, cellular component: membrane.
AUGAAUAUUUCCACCAUCUUAUCUACAACAGACUUCAUUCUUGAAGGAUUCUCAGACCAUAAUGAUCAUCAAAUUCUCUUUUUUGUGGUCUUUUUGACUGUUUAUGUGAUAUGUCUUAUGGGAAACACUCUUAUUGUAUUAAUAACAUUAGCUUCACCCAAAUUACAUUCACCAAUGUACUUUUUCCUGAGCAACCUAUCAGUAACCGACAUGAGCCUCAUAUCAGUGGUUAUACCCCAACUGCUUCAUAACUUGUUAGAUGAAAAGAAAACUAUAUCAUUCAUAGGUUGCAUUGCACAAGUUUAUUUCUUUAUUUCUUUUGCUGGAGUAGAAUGUUUUAUCCUAACUCUUAUGGCCUAUGACCGAUAUGUAGCUGUGUGUAAACCUUUGCACUAUGUAACAAUAAUGAGCAGAACGCUCUGCAUUCAGAUGGUUGCAAUUUCCUGGAUUACUAAUUUAACCAACUCUGUUCUUCAUACUCUUCUGAUUGCAAGACUGUCAUUUUGUAAAUCUCACAUCAUCCAACAUUUCUUCUGUGAUCUGACUCCUCUUUAUAAACUGUCUUGCUCAGAUAUAACAGUUAAUAAACUUGUUAUCUUUACUGAAGGCUCUUUGAUUGUUGCAUUGCCAUUUUUAUUGACUUUGAUCUCUUACAUCCAUAUCAUAUGGACUAUCAUAAAAAUUAGCUCUUUUACUAAACAGGAAGCAGCAUUUUCCACUUGCUCAGCUCACUUGACUUCUGUUAUUCUUUUCUAUGGAACAAUGAUUUGCAUAUACUUUCGUCCAUCAUCAUCGUACGCUAUUGCUAGCGACAAAGUGGCAGCAAUUUUGUACACAGUCUUUACGCCUACGGUUAACCCAUUUAUAUAUAGUUUGAGAAACAAAGAUGUGAAACGUGAAAUGAAGAAAUUAUUCAACAAAUCCACAGUAAAAAGUAAAAUUGUGAUAGCUGAUGAGAACAAAUUUAAAACUAUAAAAUAG